UGGACAUUCCUGCCAUCGCCAAUAUUAUUUUAGUUGUGUGGAGAGCAGCUCGUUCACAGCGGCUCGUUCAGUGUGCGUCUCUGCUCGGAUCUGGCUCUUGCUUGGGCUCCUGACGCGCUCCUCUCUUUUGACAAGCUUUGAAUCUUCUGACUAAAAGAGCUUGAGAACUGAAGACAGUAUCUGAGCUCAAGAGGACACAAUGUCUGGAUCGAUCCCAUUCUACCAGAAACACCACCGACAUUAUGACCGCGGCUACCGUAGCCGAGAGACGCAGUCUGCUAUCAGUCAGUACCAGCAGAGCUCUAGCACUUACUCUUCACAUAGCAGCAAAAGCAGCAAGGGCAUCAGAGCUGCCACAUACACGGCUCUAGGUGAGGGUGGGCUGAGCCCUCAGAGAGCCAAACCAACCUAUCUGGCCAUGGACAAGGAGAACCAGAUCAUCGGUUAUGUGGUGCCCAUCUUCAGGGGCAGUCAUGAGUUUCAAAGCGGCCUGUCAGACACUGAGGAAGCUCGCGCUAAAGAGAGCGCCGGGUAUCUGGCACGUCGUGACCUCUUCGCUAGCGGCGUGGAGUCGGAGCGCAUCGAACACAAGUCCCACAGAACCGUCAUGAGGGAGUCGGCAGAGCGCAUCUCGCUUAGCAAGAGGAUCCAUGAGAACGAAGAGUACCAUAAGCGUCUGAACGAGGACAGCCUAAUGCACACACCCGAGUUUGUGAUCAAGCCACGAUCCCACACUGUUUGGGAAAAACAGUGUGUGCGGCUGCACUGUACCAUCUCAGGAUGGCCUGAACCACGCGUUGUGUGGUACAAGAACAAUGUCAGCAUUGACCCGAUGGCCAAGCCAGGGAAGUACAAAGUGGAGAGCAGCUACAGCGUCCACUCCCUGGAGAUUGACAAGUGUGACUUUGAUGAUACCGCACAGUAUCGUGUGUCAGCCAUGAACAGCAAGGGCGAGACUUCUGCUUUUGCUUCUGUUGUCGUCAAAAGAUUCAAAGGAGAAGUUGAUGAGUCUCUGCCGUCUCCCAGACUCCAAAGCAGACAUUUCGGCUUCAAAGUGCCGUGUCUGGAGUACGGAGUGAAGUUCGAGACGCACAUCGUGGAGAAGUUUGGUGUGUCUUUUGGUCGUGAGGGUGAGACGCUGAGUUUUGGCUGCUCUGUUAUCAUCUACCCGGCACUGCAGCGCUUCCAGCCUGAGAUCGAGUGGUACAGAGACGAUAAACUGCUGGUGCCAUCUAAAUGGGUUCAGAUGCACUGGAGCGGUGACCGAGCGACUCUUACUCUCUCACACCUCAACAAGGAGGAUGAAGGACUCUACACACUGCGAGUCAUCACCAAAUCUGGCUUUGAGACUCAUUCAGCGUAUGUCUUUGUCAGAGAUGCUGAUGCGGAGGUUGCAGGAGCUCCUGGUGCACCUUUAGAUGUCCAGAGUCUGGACGCCAAUAAGGAUUAUGUCAUUGUUACCUGGAAGCAGCCUGCUGUGGACGGAGGAAGCCCCAUUUUGGGAUAUUUUGUUGACAGGUGUGAAGUUGGCACGACACACUGGUCGCAAUGCAAUGACACGCCGGUGAAGUUUGCACGCUUCCCUGUAACGGGUCUGGUGGAAGGACGAAGCUAUGUGUUUCGAGUGCGUGCGGUGAACAAGGCAGGCAUGAGCCAUCCAUCCCGUGUGUCUGAACCAGUAGCUGCUAUGGACCCUGCAGACCGCACUAGAAAAGGUCCCUCUGCUCCUUGGACUGGACAAAUCAUUGUGACUGAGGAGGAGCCUGUGGAGGGAGUGGUUCCCGGCAGACCUCGUGAUCUCUCAGUCAUUGAAGCCACUAAAAACUACGUGGUGUUGAGCUGGAAGCCUCCAGGGGACAAGGGCCACGAAGGGGUUAUGUAUUACGUGGAGAAGUGUGUGUCUGGCACAGACAGCUGGCAGCGAGUCAACACUGAAAUCCCCGUCAAAUCUCCACGUUUCGCUCUUUUUGAUCUGGCCGAGGGCAAAUCUUACCGCUUCCGUGUCCGCUGCUGUAACUCGGCCGGUGUUGGUGAACCAUCCGAACCGACCGAAGCCACCACGGUCGGGGACAAGCUGGAUAUCCCAUCAGCCCCUGGCCGUGUGGUUCCUACUCGUAAUACAGACACGUCUGUGGUGGUUUCAUGGGAAGCUUCACGUGGCGCUAAAGAGCUGGUGGGCUACUACAUUGAGAGCAGCAUUGCAGGGAGCAACAGUUGGGAGCCAUGCAACAACAAACCAGUUAAAUGCACAAGGUUUAUCUGUCAUGGCUUGACCACUGACGAGAGUUAUGUUUUCCGAGUAAGAGCCAUCAAUGCUGCAGGAAUCAGUGAAUUCUCCCAGGAAUCAGAAGCCAUUAAAGUUAAAGCUGCUAUUGGGGGCGGUAUUCUUCAUGCUUCACCCACUCCACCCUACGGCAUCACUGUGCUGGAGUGUGUGCGGGACUCGAUGGUACUAGCCUGGAAACAGCCCACGUUCAUCGGCGGCGCUGACAUCACUGGUUACUUCGUUGAUUACCGUGAGGUCAUCGGUGGAGUCCCGGGAAAAUGGCAUGAGGCGAAUAUCAAGGCUGUCAGUGAUAGAGCUUACAGAGUUUCAGAGCUUAAGGAAAACAUGCUGUACCAGUUCCAGGUGCGUGCUGCCAACAUGGCUGGUGUGGGCAUCCCAUCUCUUCCCAGCGAGACAUUCAAGUGUGAGGAGUGGACUAUUGCUGUACCGGGACCACCCCAUGACCUCCAAGUGCAGGAGGUGCGUAAGGACUCUCUGGUCUUGCUCUGGAAAGCACCGGUCUAUCAGGGUCGUGAUCCUGUCAAUGGAUACUACAUUGAUAUCAAAGAGGCUGAUGCAGACUUUGAGAUGUGGAGAGGAGUCAAUGAGAAAGCUACUGACAAGACAUUCAUGAAGAUCAAAGAUCUGAAGGAGGGGGAAUCGUAUGUUUUCCGUGUGCGUGCUCAGAACAAGGCUGGUGUAGGAAAAGCAUCAGAUCCUACAGAACCAGUUGAUGCAGUGACUAAACCAGGUACGGCUGAGAUAGUCGUGAAUGUUGACGAUGAUGGCGUCAUUUCACUGAAUUUCGAGUGCUCUAACCUCACCGCUGACUCCAAGUUCGUCUGGUCCAAGAACUACAUGGAAAUGACAGAACCCGAACGCAUGACCUUAGAGACCAAGGGUAGCAAGUCCAAGGCCAUCUUUAAAACCCCUUCAGAAGAAGACCUGGGCAUCUACUCUUGUUUCGUGACACACACUGAUGGAGCCUCUGCCAGCUACACACUCUCUGAGGAAACUCUAAAAGAUCUCCUGAAGAUCAGCCACGAACACAAAUUCCCCAUCAUCCCUCUGAAGACCGAGCUGGCCGUGGAGCUGCUGGAGAAGGGCAGGGUUCGCUUCUGGUUGCAGGCUGAGAAAAUCUCUGCCAAUGGAAAAGUUGAAUACGUGUUCAAUGACAAUGUGAUCCACCAGGGAGAGAAAUACAAGAUGAACUUUGAUAAAAAUACUGGCGUCAUUGAGAUGUUCAUGGAGUCUCUGGGCAAAGAAGACGAGGGAACGUUCACUUUCCAGCUUCAAGACGGCAAAGCCACCAACCAGUCCAGUCUAGUGCUGAUCGGAGAUGUGUUCAAGCAGUUACAGAAGGAAUCAGAGUUCCAGAAAAAAGAAUGGAUUAGAAAGCAAGGUCCACACUUCGUGGAGUAUCUCGGUUAUGAAGUCACACCUGAGUGCUGUGUGAGACUGAAGUGUAAGGUUGCUAAUAUGAAGAAAGACUCUGUGGCGCUGUGGUAUAAGGAUGGACGAGAGAUCAAGGUCAAUGAGAAACUGGAUUUCUCUGAAGGAGUGUUGACUCUGGAGAUCACUCAGAUCUCCAAAAAAGAUGCCGGUAUUUAUGAAGUAGUUCUGAAGGACGAUCGAGGCAAAGACACCUCCACCCUCAACCUCACAGACCAAGGAUUCAAAGACCUGAUGAACCAGGUUUUCAGUGUUAUUGCGAACUCCUCCACUCCACUGAAGAUCCAGAGCACUGAGGAGGGAAUCAGGCUUUACUCCUUCGUCAGCUACUACAACGACGAGCUGCAUGUCACCUGGCAUCACAAGGACGCUGCGAUCGCAUUCACCGAGCGCAUUAAGAGCGGUGUGGUGGGAGAGCAGCUGUGGCUGCAGAUCUCUGAACCCACAGAGAAAGAUAAAGGCAAAUACGCCAUUGAGUUCUUCGAUGGGAAAGGAGGCUUGCGCAGGACUGUGGAACUGGCUGGACAAGCAUUUGACGAUGCAUUUGCUGAAUUUCAAAGACUCAAGGCUGCAGCUAUUGCAGAGAGAAACCGUGCGCGUGUGGCAGGUGGUCUGCCUGAUGUUGUGACCAUCCAAGAGGGCAAGUCUCUGAACCUGACCUGCAAUAUCUCGGGCGACCCUGUACCCGAGGUCACCUGGCUAAAGAACGAGCGCGAGAUGGUCUCCAACGAUCACUACAUUCUGAAGUUUGAGUCGGGCAAGUUUGCCAGUUUCACCAUCACCAGCGUCAAUACGUCUGACUCCGGCAAGUACAGCAUCCUGGUGAAGAACAAGUACGGUACGGAGAGCGGCGACUUCACCUUGAAUGUGAUCGAAAGCAUGGUCGAUUUUGGUGUGAUGUCAUAUCUGGCUGACGCAGAUGGAAACGUAAUUGUUGGACCGACAACUCCUGUGCCAACGCCUUCAACCAGAUCAGUUCCCACAACACCCAGCCCAGCAGCCCCAACCCUAACAUCAACCCCGGCCAAUACAAACCCCCAAAAUAAAACUAGAGCUACCCCGACCCUCAAAAAUCAAACCCCAAGAAUAGAACGUUCCUCAUCCCCACCUGCUCAGAUCCCCAUAAACCAAUCCCCAGGUUCCCCGACCCCUCAAAACCAAACCUCAGAUACACUGAUCCCCUCCACCUUAAACACAUCCGCUCCUCAACCCUCCACUCCCACAUCAGGUGAGAAAUCAGCCAGUACAUCAAUGGACAAUGAGAAGAUAACAGCGAUGCUGAAAGAUUCUGUGGAUAAUCUGGGGUUAUCCACCUCAGAGACGGAGCUGGUUGAUGCCAUGCAUCUCACAGAACUUGAGGACACAACUUCAUCAGAACCAGACGACUCUACACCAGCCCUUGAAACCGAAAACCUUGAAAAUGUGUGUGAAACCAAAGAUGAUUAAAAAUGCUUGAGGACACAGCUUAACUGUAUUAAUAUGCUUUAGAACUAGACAUAGGACAUGAACCAUGUUAGUUACGGUUUUAGAGAUUUUUUUUUUUUUUUUGAUUAGUGUGUCAUUUCAAAUGCUUGUUCACGAGUGCUUUAGAAAAGUUUGAUGUUGAGGUAAAAUUAUAUUUCAAGGCCUUUGCUUUGCCUGAAAUAUGGAAGAUGAUUAGUGCCAAGCAGUAAAAAAAAAAAAAAAAAAGGUUCAUUAUAAUGCGAUAUUAAACGUGCAGUUUGUUUUUAGCAAAAAAGUCAAAAUAAAAUGGUGACUUUUUUUAUUCAAUAAUAAAGUCAUUGUGUUUCAGGAAAAAAUACAACUUAAAAUUUAGAGGAAAAAAAUCCAAAUUAAAUGUUGAGAAUUAACAGCAAUUUUGGGAAUAAGGUCUUUGCAUUUUGAGAGAAAAAAAAACAAUACAUUUUAAGUAAUAAAGUCGAAAUAAAAAUGUUGCAAAUAAACUAUUAAUGUACAACAAUACUGAGGUGCAAAUAAUAUCUGUCACUUUUUAUAAGAACUGUAUAAACAUCAUCUGAUUACUAUUUACACUAAUUGCAAAUAUCUGCUACUUUUACUUAAAGUAAAUAGAAUCACUAUUUUCACUUAGUGUAACAUUGCAAAAAAAUGCUGCUGUCACAGUGUAAAGAGAAUAUAUUCAUAUUUUCAAUAACUGUUGACCUAAACUAAAUCCUCAUGGCAUUUCCAUUAAUGGAUGUACAGAUAGUUACAGUCAUUUUAUUCUAUGGAAGGAGGCGUAGCCAUCAAUGAUCCUAAAGUUAUAGACAGUUUUUCUGGAAACACAACUUUUUCUCGUAAUUUAAUGAGUUUCUUGAAAUUUUACAUUUAAUUUUGCAUUAUAAUGACUUUAAUCUCGAAAUGGUUUUAUUUAUUUUAUUAUUCUUCGAACCAAAACACAAAGCUUCUCUGGGAGCUCAAAAAGUACAAAAUGGUGGGUGGAAAAAAAUUCAACACUUUGGCGUUCUCUUGCAAAACGUUUGCAUUCCCUGGAAAAACUCUUGCAUUUUCUCCACCAUCUUAACAUGGCUGAACAAAGACAGAAAAAGCCCAAAUUUGGUAUACAGUUUGUUAAAAAUAUAAACUAUGUUCAGGCAAGCAGAUGACCCCAGAAUAUAAACGUAACACAGUGAGCUGUUAUGUAGAAAACGUCUACACAGCGAGAGAAUGAAUCUCAUUUUGAAAUAGCACAGUUUCACAAUGCCUGGUUUAAUUGUGUACAAUUAGUCAUUACAUGUUACUCCAAAGAAAAACUAAAUGUAAUUGAAUACACCCACUUUUCACCAUCCACCCGUCUACUGCCCUUUUGCUGGAAAUCUUUAAAAAAUAUAGUUUUUGUUUUAGCUUGCAGUAGUUUUACAGACACUCACAUAGCAGAUGUUUUAUUUAAAUUAGCUUGCAAAAAACAAUACAAGCACAAUCUAUUAAUCUAAACUAUGUUAUUAUUGUAUUAAUCUAAUACAAGUAGUGCUACUAUAACAUUUCAUGUAUGCAUGUUUAAAUGUUUGAUUAAAUAAAAUGUAGAACCAAGUGUAUUAUUAAAUGACAAUCAUCAAUAAACCAACACCUCAGUUAUUGUUACUCCAUGUUUAUCACCUUUCACCUCAUUUGCAACCUUGGUUGAUAGAAUAGAUGAAGAAAGCCAAGACUACGAAAUCCAAUUAUUUAUAACAGGACAUUUAUUUGCUGAUGAGAUUCAUCUUCACAUGCCUUUAUAGCAGUUUCUGAUUUUUAAUGUAUCUAUUUUUCUAGAAUUUCUACAAGAAAGAUCUGAAGAUGGCAGCAAUAAUGACAUGACUGUGAACAUGACAUUUAAAAUGAUGAAACUUUCUAUUAAUUGUUAUAUAAGAUACAAAGAUUCAGGUAGAUACAGUUACAGUUAAUCAAAAUAAAAACA
Molecule: messenger RNA, 7112 nt
Organism: Carassius gibelio (silver crucian carp)
Lineage: Eukaryota; Metazoa; Chordata; Actinopteri; Cypriniformes; Cyprinidae
Gene: myom1b
Product: myomesin 1b
Exons: 41
Coding region: 200-5164 (1654 amino acids)
Molecular function (GO): protein binding
Source: RefSeq, a predicted model, not a curated record